Cheilinus undulatus (humphead wrasse) is the source of this 912-nucleotide messenger RNA. RefSeq names its product chondrolectin (gene chodl). The transcript is spliced from 8 exons. Gene Ontology annotation, biological process: positive regulation of axonogenesis. NCBI's taxonomy places the organism in Eukaryota, Metazoa, Chordata, Actinopteri, Labriformes, Labridae. Gene Ontology annotation, cellular component: cytoplasm. The record is from RefSeq and is a predicted model, not a curated record. The coding region runs from base 1 to 912 and encodes 303 amino acids.
AUGACGUCAUUUCACUUUCUGGUGCUGACAGUCGGGGUCAUGGAGAUGGUCAGCUGGGAUGCUGAGGCGCGAGUGGUGAGCGGUCAGACGGUCUGUCUGGGAGGUCCGGACCGCCCCUGUUAUAAAAUUGCAUAUUUCCACGAUGUGUCAAGCCGUGUGGCGUUCAGAGAGGCGUGUCAGGCCUGUGAGAUGGACGGGGGGGCGCUGCUGAGCAUCGAGAGUCCAGACGAGCAGAGAGACAUCGAACACCUGCUGCAGGAGCUGCGUUCAGGUGCAGUGGGAGGGGCAGUGGGUGGAGUCACAGGAGGAGGUAUAUCUGAUGGUGAUUUCUGGAUCGGUUUGACUCGCGAGGACGGAGACGAUCAGACUCACCCUGAACUCAGCAACACCUUCACUUCCUGUCCAGAGCUCUACCAUUGGACUGAUGGAAGCCCCGCCUCCUUCAGGAACUGGUACUUUGAUGAGCCGUCUUGUGGAGGAGAGGCCUGCGUCGUCAUGUACCAUCAGCCAACGGCGCUUCACGGUCUGGGCGGGGCUUAUCUCUACCAAUGGAAUGACGACCGCUGCAACAUGAAGCACAACUUUAUCUGUAAAUAUAUACCAGAGAGCCAGCUUGUUGGGACACAGACUGACAGACCAGGUAGACGGGGCACAGAAGCCACAGGUGGAGGCGUGGUCAUACAGCCUACAGGUGGGGAUGUUCCCCCUCAGGUGACGGUGGCCGGAGCUUCAGGUGUGCUGCUCAUCUACGUCAUCAUUCCCACAAUCCCCCUGCUGCUGCUCAUCCUGGUGGCUUCUGGGACGUGUUGUUUUCAGAUGCUCAGCAGGAGCUCUCCCCGCACAAAGACCGCCCUGGACCAAUCAAACCUGUGGAUCUCCAGGACGCCAAAACCGGACAGCAUGGAUGUCUGA